AUUAUUAUCAUUAUUAUUUAUAUUGUUUUGACUUCCUUUAACACUGAUUUCCCCGUCGAUGAUUACCACCGACCAGUCGACCAGUUGGAAAUGGAUUUUAUUUAUUUUUAGAGGUAAACGAAUUUAGAAUGGACACAGGUUUGGUGAAAAUAGUUUUGUGGAGUCAUUUCGCCCGCAUAUUCCUACCGCUUCACGUGGAGUAUUUCUCGGGUAUCAAUUGGUUGAUAAUUUUCGGGGAUAUUUAUCAUUUAUUCACAUGUUUGCCAAGUGCUUCCCCAAGAAAUACUCGUCCGACGAGUCAGAGUCGGCGAAUUUCGUCACUGUCUUUCAGACGAAAAUCUUACGGUGGCUUAUCUCGUUUUUUAUUCAUUUCUAAUAUCCUGAUUGUUGAGCACAAAUAUCGUAGGUUAUCAGUCAGAGAUAAAAAAAGUCUUGCCACGAUUUUAUUAUUGUUAUAA
Messenger RNA from Diachasmimorpha longicaudata, 458 nucleotides. RefSeq lists its product as uncharacterized. The transcript has 2 exons. NCBI's taxonomy places the organism in Eukaryota, Metazoa, Arthropoda, Insecta, Hymenoptera, Braconidae. The record is from RefSeq and is a predicted model, not a curated record. The coding region runs from base 129 to 458 and encodes 109 amino acids.